CCUCGGCGGGCACGUUCCUGGAGGUUUUUCAGCUGGAAGUGCUACCAGUUCUGCUACAAGCGAACUUCGCUGAAGACGCGCGCGACAUUCACGAUUGUCCUGGAACUCCUGUACCUGUGUCGAAUUUUGUUAGAAACCAUCCCUACUACACCGCUUCAAAGCUGAUUUCCAUGCUGUGGCACAACCAGAAUCUGGAGGCUGUUGCCGUGUACACCGGCGAGAAAACGAGCAGCCUUGUGGAAAGAACGGCGCGGGCAGCGGCGACGAUGCUUUUGGAUGCUGAAGGCAAGAACGCGGUAAACGCACUGGGCACCAGUACGACCGCGGCGGUCCAUCUAACGGAAGACAUGCUCGACAAUCUGGUCUUCGAAGCGCUGCCUGAGAUUUUGCGACGGGAUACUGAACAACGUCAACACCAAGAGACUUCGGAUGAUCAUGCGGAAAGUAUCAACUUUGUCGACCUCGUCUUUUCCGCGCAGAAACAAAUUUAUCUGCAGAACUCGUACAACAACACAAUCGGGUCAUCGAUGAUUUCUCCAUCGCGACAAAGUGCCACGGCGAAGCGGCUCCAGUACGUGAACAAGCUUGCCGAGCUGAAUCUGAUUCCCUCCUUACAGAAAAUGAAGCAAAUACUGGAGCAGAAAGUCUCCCCGACGGAGAAAAAAACGAACUUCGCGAGGAAGUUUAUAACCGACGGAGCAAGUGCCGAAACAAUGCUGGCGGCUUUGUGCUUUGCUGGUUUCAAUGAGAUAAGGGAGAAGGUGGUCCUGCAGAUGAAAAGUAGCAGUGUUCAUAAUUCCCUUGCUUCUGAGAAGAAAAAGGCCACGACCAAGCCAAAGAUUAACUUGAAAAACGAGCUGAAGAUACAGUUGGAGAACAGCUUCUUCAAUGUGCGAAUGCCACAGUUUACGGAACUGCUACUCGAACACGCGGACGUGCAGAGUAGCGUCAGUGCCCGGAACGCAAUAGCGGUGUUGGCGAGACUGAACCUGCAAGGUGGUUUUGCGGAAACGUUUCUGCAGGCUGUUUCCUCCGCUGCUGAGCAGCGAGAGCAGUUACUGCAAAACGUUCUAGGUGGAAAAAGCAACCGCAGCCACGAUGGGGAUCAUUUAACAACCCGCGAACGGCACAGAGUUACCAGCUUCUCGUCCAGUAAGCAGCAAAUUCUCUCUCAGGCGAGCUACUUUAUCAAAUGUAAAAAUGUCUGGGUCUGGAAGAAUGAGCGAUUUGUCAUGCAGCUUUUCCAUGACCCAUGAGGUCUGGAAUGCAGGACCUAGCAUGACAGAUUCUGCGCGACCUCUCUCAUGCCUAUCCUGCAUGAGAAACCCCCUCCCGACCUGGUCAAAACUGGACGACUUUUGGUAAUCAUGCAACACAGAUUCUUGCUUGUUUCAAAUUUAGCAUGACAAGUUGCAUUCUUCCAGACCCAGACAUUUUUACAUUUGAUAUACUUCAAGCGGUACCUGAAGCCGGAGAUCGAUUUGGAGCAAGAUCUGGAUUUACACUUGAUGACAAACGUAUGGAUGUGUCAGGUUUGAAAUCGUCAGAGUUGAAAAAACUUGUAAUGCACAAAAUCGAUGCCAAUUGCAAGCCCAAUUUCUAAGCGGCGCAUGACAAAUUUGAGUAGAGCCGAAAUCCAGUUUGUAAUGCUGUUUGGGUAAGGAAGACGCCUUUUGUCAUGCUGCUUUAGCAGCUCUAUUCCUACCCCGCAACAGGCUCACAAUCUGCCUCCCUUGCCUACUCUGCAAGGCAGGCAUUUUCUGCGUUGCAUUUUAUGCAUCACAAAUCAUUGCAACUUUGACGAUUUCAAUCCUGACAGUUCCAUAAAACGUGAUUCGCACGGCAGAGGACCGGAUCUUCAGCCCGACCGCAGUCCUAGAGGCGGUGCGGGAGAGUUUGCUGGCGACACCCGGGGCGGACGGGGAACAGCUUAGAGUUUUCAACGCAAACGCAACGGCUUCAUCGACUUCAAGAGGGGCUUCAGGUGUGGAUGGGAAGAGGACCAGCAGUGCCAGUUCCAGCAGUACGGACUGCACGUUAGUGUUUGUUCUUCAACAAGAAGGAGAGGAUUUUGUUUCCAUCGAUGGGGAUGCACAUGAAAACGUUGAAACUAGCACUACCAAAGUCCUUGUCGCCGAUAUCCUGCCACCGAAAUCUGCCGUAAGCAGUACAGACAUGCGGUUUGUGAACAUCAAGCACGACAUCUGGCGGAUGGAAAACCUGUUUUCGGAGAACAAGGACUUUGAAAUUUUGACGCUUUUUUCGGACGAAAUAGGUGGUGACGGAGAUCAUGAUGUUGAGGUGGACUACGGCCUUGUAGGGAAGAAAAUACUGGAAAAAGUGCAAGCGAAGCUGCAGUUCGGUUUACGAACAGGUUCACCUGCCGUGGCGACUCCUCUUGUCGAACACGUUUUCGUGUCCGCUGGGGAAGGGGCAGCUUCGGCCCGAGCGGAGCAGGAAAGCAGUCCCGAGGACGCAACUGCUAGUAGCGAAAAUAACUACGUCAAGCGGGUCGUGCGGGGAGGUCUACUGAAGCCCGGCGCUGCAGCUUCCACUGCCGACAUUGAAGACAUCGUGGUUCCGAAAGACCGAGGGGGAUCGGAAGGCGUUGUAGCAGGGAAAGCGACAUCAUACAAAGUGGUCGAAGUCCAGAACGCGCCAGCACACAAAGCGGUCGACGUCCAGAAUCUGUCUGCAAUGGCCGCUGGAGCAGAAAUUACGGCGCCACCGCAGCAAGUAAACGAGAAUCUUCAACACCCUGCUUCAGCUCAAAGCAUUCCCCUUGCACAGCAACCGCUAGCGGGAUCGCAACUGCACGCGGCUAAUCCUGAAACUAAUUCCACCGCGGCCCGAGAAGAUGAAAAGGUGAUAUCGAGCCCCGAAUUACGUUCUUCUACCAGCGAAAGCCUCACAGAUACGGUCGACAUCCGCGAAGCCGUGUUAGAGCUAGUUGAGAGCGGGGAGGGGGAUAUUCCAGAACUUUUGUUGAUCAAAUUAGAGGAGACGUUGGCGGGUGAUGAAGAAGAUGAAGAGAAAUUGAAGGAAAUCUACAAAGAGCUGCUUGAGGCACAAAAGGAUCAGCAUCAACCGGUUUUGUCCAGCACACAAGCUGCAGCUGCGUCUGUGGGUCGGGAGCCUGUUAAUGGUGCAAAGGAGCUGCUUCAUGAUAUAGAAGCAGCGUCAGCAGAGGCAAACACAAAGGUGGAGCAGAUCGCAAUGAAGAACCCCGCUGCUCCAACGGAUAUUGAUCAUGACAAAAAUCCGACAACUGCUGCUCAAAUCCGCACCGUCGCUGAAAUUCGGAAGGACGUGCUAGAGAACAAAGCUAGCGACUCUUGGGAACUUGCUCCUAUGCGGCUGCUCGCGAAGAACAGCGAUCUGCGGACCAAGCGCGCUUUUCUGGAGAAAAACAAGGUCGCGGAAGUCUUCUACAUCCCACAGGACAAGAGUGUCCACGAAAAAUUGCGGCAGAAGAGGGAACAAGAAAGCGUGAUGGACCUGGAAAAGUUGCGGAAAAUGAAAAGUAGUAAAAGCACAGCAGGUAGUCGUGGUGCGGAUAAAGGUGGCACAACAACUUCUAGUUUGAUAAAGCGUGGUGCUGGCCACGACAAAGUGGAGACGAAAAGUCGUUCAGUCCAUGCUGCAACUUCAGCCUCCUGGCAACAUGUGUUGGAAGAUGCAGAACCGGAAGACGUGAGGACGGCAGAAGGCGAAGGUUUAGGUUUUGUCGUUCCAACAAGCCGCGAGCAUGUUGAACCAAGGAAACAAAUAAAGCCAAAGCCUCGUCAGCUCCGUCAGGAAUCCGCAGAGGAGAUGCUCGCGCGGUUGAAAAACGCCGGGAGCAUGCGACGCUCGAAUGUCGGUGGCGGCAGUGGAAGUGCAAGUUUUCGGCAGGGCGAUGCGGCAGCGACGCUAGACGGUGGUAGUGGUUCGUACUCCCCGCUGCGCGAGGUCCGGCAAAAAUCACAGUACUACAACAAUGCUGUGCAGAGAAAUACGAGGAGAAUGAACCGCAGUUACGAGGAGUUGAAAGACGUGCUGUCGGGAGCGGAAACGGAAAAUGAGAAGCUGAAUGACAUUACGCCCGCUACUUCACGACCCGAUAACACAAGCACAACGCAGAAUUCUAGCGCUGAUGCGACAGCAGAUCAGAGUUCGGGGCGAGUCGAUGAUGCAAUCGGGGGCGCAGGUAAAGCGGUCACGAACGAUGAAAGCAAGCAGUUUGAAGAAGCAGCAAAACGCAUUAUGCAAGGUACCAUGCGGCCGAAGCAUACCGUUUCAGCUACCACUGCGAUAUAGGCGUGCUUUUAGUCUGGAUUGUGAUUUUUGUAUACCAUUUUUUUGUGCAUGAGGUCGCAUUUUUUUUGCCGUUCUUCAAUAACGAACACCUCAAUUGAUAACUCGACUCGGUCUGAUCGUUUUUUGUGUGCAUCAUUUCUUUGUUCUUAAUCAAUUGCAUCCAUAGCUCGAGGAAAAGGAGCUGUAGAAAUGAAUACGAGGAAUUUUUCUUGAUGACGUUGCUUGGGAAAAUGAAAAAAGAACGAAGUGAAUUCCGUACAAACGUGAUUACAGUUUUUUUGUACACACGUGUAUGUAAAGCCGUUCCAAAG
Molecule: messenger RNA, 4610 nt
Organism: Amoebophrya sp. A120
Lineage: Eukaryota; Dinophyceae; Syndiniales; Amoebophryaceae
Source: the annotation of a GenBank genome assembly